GAAUAAACCGCCUACCACAAAAAUACCAGCCAGCCAGCGGCCAUUGUAUCUCAGAAUAUCUGUCUAGCGUGUCGGGAGAAAAUUGACGUUCUGCGAGUGCUAGUUCUGUUUCUAUUUAGAUGGCAAGCUUCCCAGAUUCUGUAAACGAAAAUGACAUAGGUAAGGCUAAGCCCAUCGGUGAACUCUUGGUGCCUGUUGCUCCUUUUGACCAGAAGUCCGGGCGGGAGGCCUGGUCAGUGGCCUUUGCCCCUGAUGGCUCCUACUUUGCUUGGUCACAAGGCCACCGUAUCGUGCGGCUCGUACCCUGGUUCAGAUGCCUCAGCAACUUCUCUGGGGGCAGUGCGGACGCUCCGAGCGGGGCGGGGCCUCGGCGGCUGUCGCGGCAGAACAGCGACGGGAGCCUGGCUCCCAGCAUGCCGCGGGAGCACACCAUCGACUGCGGCGACGUCGUCUGGGGGCUGGCCUUCGGCUCGUCAGUGCCGGAGAAGCAGAGCCGCUGCGUCAACAUCGAGUGGCACCGCUUCAAAUUCGGCCAGGACCAGCUGCUGCUCGCCACGGGCCUCAGCAACGGCCGCAUCAAGAUCUGGGACGUCUACACGGGCAAGCUGCUUCUGAACCUGAUGGACCACACUGACAUCGUGCGGGAUUUGACCUUUGCCCCCGACGGCAGCCUGGUGCUGGUGUCCGCGUCCCGGGACAAGACCCUGCGCGUGUGGGACCUGAAGGACGACGGGAACAUGGUGAAGGUCCUGCGGGGUCACCAGAACUGGGUGUACUGCAGCGCCUUCUCGCCCGACUCCUCGGUCCUGUGCUCCGUCGGGGCGGGGAAAGCGGUGCUCCUGUGGGACAUGGAUAAGUACAGCCUGAUCCGGAAGCUGGACGGUCACCAUAACGACGUGGUCUCCUGCGAGUUCUCGCCCGACGGGGCGCUGCUGGCCACGGCGUCCUACGACACGCGCGUCAUCGUGUGGGACCCCCACCUGGGCACCGUGCUGCUGGAGCUGGGGCACCUGUUCCCUCCCCCCUCGCCGAUAUUCGCCGGCGGAGCCAAUGACCGCUGGGUACGCUCUGUGGCCUUCUGCCACGACGGGCUGAGCAUCGCCACCAUCGCUGACGACAGGCUGGUCCGGUUCUGGAGCAUUGAGGAGAGCUCCCCUCAGGCCCUGGCUGCCCUGCCCAGCGGGCUCUGCUGUGCCUUCUCUACUGACGGCAGCGUGCUGGCUGCAGGGUCCCGGGACGGCAGCGUGCGCUUCUGGGCGUCGCCCCGCUCCAUUGCCAGCCUGCAGCACCUGUGCCGCAUGGCGCUGCGGAGGCUGAUGCCCACGCAGCAGGCGCAGGCCCUGCCCGUCCCCGCCCGCACGGUGGAGUACCUGUGCUACAGGAUCGUCUAAACGCCCCGCACCCCGCCAGGCCCCACCCCCAGGCCCCGC
Anguilla anguilla (European eel) is the source of this 1430-nucleotide messenger RNA. Its product is annotated as WD repeat and SOCS box-containing protein 1. The coding region runs from base 120 to 1391 and encodes 423 amino acids. Gene Ontology annotation, biological process: intracellular signal transduction. The record is from RefSeq and is a predicted model, not a curated record. Lineage: Eukaryota; Metazoa; Chordata; Actinopteri; Anguilliformes; Anguillidae. The transcript has 10 exons. Gene Ontology annotation, molecular function: protein binding.